UUCAGCUAGGACUUGAAGAGGGAGGGGAUUUCCCUGACAGAGGGGAAGUAGCAUAGCACAAGUGUGGAAGGCUGUUGUACACAAAGGAAGCAGAACCUGGAAUUUAAAAUCGGCCCUAGAGAGACACACCACCUUUGUUGUACCUUACAAUGGAAUUUAAAAAGUCACCUGAUGGUGGAUGGGGCUGGGUGAUUGUGGCUGUCUCCUUCUUCACUCAGUUCCUGUGUUAUGGCUCCCCACUGGCUGUUGGAGUGUUGUAUGUAGAAUGGUUGGAUGCCUUUGGUGAAGGGAAAGGAAAAACAGCUUGGGUCGGAUCUCUGGCAAGUGGAGUUGGAUUGCUUGCAAGUCCAGUCUGUAGUGUCUGUGUCUCAUCCUUCGGAGCAAGACCUGUUACAAUCUUCAGUGGCUUCAUGGUGGCUGGAGGCUUGAUGCUGAGCAGUUUUGCCCCUAAUAUCUACUUCCUGUUCUUUUCCUAUGGCAUUGUUGUAGGUCUCGGAUGUGGUUUAUUAUACACUGCAACAGUGACUAUUACGUGUCAGUAUUUUGACAGCCGCCGAGGUCUUGCACUUGGCCUGAUUUCAACAGGUUCAAGUGUUGGCCUUUUUAUUUAUGCUGCUCUGCAGAGGAUGCUGAUUGAGUUCUAUGGGCUAGAUGGAUGCCUUCUGAUUGUGGGUGCUUUAGCUUUAAAUAUAUUAGCCUGUGGAAGUCUGAUGAGACCCCUCCAGACCUCUGGCUGUCCCUUACCUGAAAAAACAGCUAUGGAAAAUAUACCAGAUAAAUACUCCAUUUACAAUGAAAAAGAAAAGAACUUGGAAGAAAACAUAAACAUUCUUGACAAGAACUAUAGUAGUGAGGAAAAAUGCAAGAAUACUUUGACCAAUGGUGACUGGAAACAGGAGAUACUAUUUUAUAAAACCUCUUCAUCCAUGGCACACACAAAAGAGCCAGAAACAUACAAAAAGAAAGUUGCAGAACAAACAUAUUUUUGCAAACAGUUUGCCAAGAGGAAGUGGCAAUUAUAUAAAGUCUACUGUGGUGAAACUGUGUCUCUUUUUAAAAACAAAGUCUUCGCAGCCCUUUUCAUAGCGAUCUUUCUUUUUGACAUUGGAGGCUUUCCACCUUCAUUACUUAUGGAAGAUGUAGCAAGAAGUUCAAACGUGAAAGAAGAGGAAUUUGUUAUGCCUCUAAUUUCCAUCUUGGGAAUUAUGACAGCAGUUGGUAAACUCCUUUUAGGAAUACUGGCAGACUUCAAGUGGAUAAAUACCUUAUAUCUUUAUGUUGCUACUUUAAUAAUGAUGGGCCUGGCCUUGUGUGCAAUUCCAUUUGCCAAAAGUUACGUCACCUUGGCUGUACUUUCUGGGAUCAUGGGCUUUCUGACUGGUAAUUGGUCCAUCUUCCCAUAUGUGACUACGAAGACUGUGGGAAUUGAAAAAUUGGCCCAUGCCUAUGGAAUAUUAAUGUUCUUUGCUGGACUCGGGAAUAGCCUUGGACCACCAAUUGUUGGUUGGUUUUAUGACUGGACCCAGACUUACGACAUAGCAUUUUAUUUCAGUGGAUUCUGUGUCCUGCUGGGAGGUUUUAUUCUGCUUUUGACAUCUCUUCCCUGUUGGGCCGCAUGCAACAAGCAACUCCCUAAGCCAAGCCCAACAACAUUUUUGUACAAAGUCGCCUCUAAUGUCUAGAGGAAUAUUGGAAGGCACUGUUUUAUACCAUAGAACAAAACAUUCUCAAGCAAAUUCUCUAGAGUCACGACUGUUUUCUUAUAGCAAAAUUUCUCUGUGGCUGAUUCUAAAUGAAAGACUUUUUAAAAAAAUCUUAAUUUUUAUGUACUGUAGGUAUAGCCGCUAUCCCUUAGAUAUUCCCCCCAUCCCCCGCAAGAAAUGAGACGAUUCUGUUUUACUGUACUUCAUCACUCUUUAACAUUGUAAGAUUUUGACUACCCUCAGAUGACUUUAUUCUGUGUACAGAAAUAAGGAUUUGCUGCUGACUCUGUAAGUGCCACUGCAAGGCUGAAACUCCACAGGGUCUCUUCUGCUCUAACACUGAUGUAAGCCUCCCCAUAGGCUAAAUGGAAGAGCCCCUUGGGAGGAAUCACUCUGUGUUAGACUCGUUCAUCAGCAGGAGACCUCAAGCCCUGACAUUUCCAGAAAUAAGAGUGGUUAUGAAAACAUUCUUAAGGCUUGCAGUGGAGCAAACUGAUCACUUUAUAUAAAGGCAGUUUAAAUGGCCAUCCUCAGUUUUCAUUCUGCUUUUUGUCGUUGCAUGAAGCACCCAAGUGUGUUUGGGGUACACAGAGCACAAACUGUUUCAAUUCCUAAGGAGUUGGCCUAGAUGUAGGCAGAACUCCAAACAGAGGAGUAGCCAGGCUGUCUUUCUUCCUGGUAUGCCACUAGACCCUUGCUUACUUGUGCUUGUCAGCGGUCACUCAGCUGAUGUUUCCCAGAAGUGCUGAUUUUAACCAUUUCCAACGUGGAAAUGCACUUUUUUUUUCUCCAACCAUUCCAUUUGGCAAAUGGGAAACUCCAUUUGCUUUGGGCACAGUGGGGAUGGAUGAGGAGUCCUUGACUAUCUUUUUGAUGGAGCAUAUAUUUGCUACUGUCAGAUUUUACUACUAUCAAAAUUUCUUUCAGGAGCAAAAGUAAAGAGUAAAUGGUGUGUGUGUGUGUGUGUGUGUGUGUGUGUGUAUGUGUGUAUGUGUGUGUGUGUAUGUGUGUGUGUGUGUGUGUGUGUGUGUGUGUGCAUAUGUUUACGGGGAAAGCAUAACUUCAUGUAAGCUUAAGGAUCAUAUCCUAGGAAGAGAACUAUAUUUACUAUAUUGACAGAUUUUUUUCCCUAGAGGAAUGGGUUUUAAACUUUGGUAUAUAUAUACCUAUGUGUGUGUGUGUGUGUGUGUGUGUGUGUGUGUAUCAGAGUUCUAUGUAUACUUAAAAAAAAAUAUAUAUAUAUAUAUUUGGGUGCCUGGAUUUAGAAGUUUCCAGCUAAAAAAAUGUAGGCUAUAAUCAAGGACCUAUCAAUCUGUAUGUGUCAGUAUUGGGUUUAAACUCAGGGCCUCACACUAAGCAAAAAAAUGCUUAGCAUUUUUGCUCAAGGCUGGUGCUCUACCACUUGAGCCAUACCUCCAGUUCUACAAAUCUAUAUUUUUAACAAGCUCAAAGUGAUUCUGAUAAUAUUGCCUAGGUUAAGAAUGGCUAUUAUAGGCGUGGUAAUAGAGAGACUUGGGUAUAGCCCAGUGGCUUAGCACUUGCCUAACAUGUGUGAGGUCCUGGGUUCACUUGCCAUCCAUGUGCACACAUGCAAAGAAUGGCAAUAAAACAACAUUUAUUAAAAAAAAUAAACCAUGGGGUUAGGGUUUUAUAAACAGCUAAGUUCUCUUUAGGCAGGACACCUUCCCAUUGUGCCAAAAUUAUCUUUUCAUUUCUUUUGAAAUAAAUCGUUUUUAUACUACUCUGCUGCCUUUCUUCAAAGGCACCAGAAGCACUUUAUUAGCAUGAAGCCUCACAACACCUGUGUGAAGAAAUGAGUAGGACUUUCUCGUGUGGAGAAGACCUGGAGCAGUUACCUUGCUCACGAAUGCAAUAAUGGGAUUCCAAGGCACCUUGGAUUUCUUCUCCAUACUCCAGACUUCUGGAAAGAUUUCUGUACCUCAUUCUUUAGUUACUGUCAAAGUUAGGAAAUAAAUGACAUGUAAAAGAAAAAGUCUACUUGUUCUUUUUAUGCCUCAAGAGUCCUUUUACGUCAAUAUUAUGUUUAAGAUAUUAAGUAACCUGAAAGAAAUGGAAGUUUUUGACAUCACCACAUUCAUCCAUUGUGAUAAUUGUCGAAGUGUAUCUUUACUAUGUCUACUAAUAUCACCAGAUGUGUGCACUCUCUUGUCUAGGGAAUGAGUUUUAAGUUCCAAUAAAGUAUUUUUGUUUGCGUUGUGUCA
Dipodomys ordii (Ord's kangaroo rat) is the source of this 3925-nucleotide messenger RNA. It is a transcript of the gene Slc16a9, whose product is annotated as solute carrier family 16, member 9. NCBI's taxonomy places the organism in Eukaryota, Metazoa, Chordata, Mammalia, Rodentia, Heteromyidae. Bases 150 to 1682 code for a protein of 510 amino acids. Gene Ontology annotation, biological process: monocarboxylic acid transport; transmembrane transport. Gene Ontology annotation, molecular function: monocarboxylic acid transmembrane transporter activity. The transcript has 6 exons. The record is from RefSeq and is a predicted model, not a curated record.